This is a messenger RNA of Sitophilus oryzae (rice weevil), 2535 nucleotides long. RefSeq lists its product as uncharacterized. NCBI's taxonomy places the organism in Eukaryota, Metazoa, Arthropoda, Insecta, Coleoptera, Curculionidae. The transcript is spliced from 7 exons. Bases 214 to 2418 code for a protein of 734 amino acids. The record is from RefSeq and is a predicted model, not a curated record.
UAUUUCUCUAAAAAGUAGUAUUUUCUGGCCCUUUAAUACAUCUGGUGGUAUUUCUAAAAUAAUUUAGGCUUGCCGGUGAUAUUGUUUACAAAACAAAGCUCUUCAUUUUUGAAUACUAAAUUACAAUUAUGCAAUAAAAAAACAUAUGUGCAGAAUGGAUGAGCAAAGAACCGCGCAAAAUCAAUAGAAAGAAGUGGCGGGUGAAUUAAAAAUAUGCGAGGAUACGAAGCCAACAAUUGUCGUUUAUGUGAAAAAGCAUUUUGCUGUGAGAACUGUCGCAUAAAACACGAAACAAACGUUCACAAUAUAUUUCCUUCCUGCGAUAUUUGUGUUUAUGGGGUAUUUUCAUAUGGAAAUAUAGAUGAUUUAUUACUCAAACAUUUAGAAACUACCCAUUUGCCAUUGUAUUGUAACUACUGUACGAAAAUAUUUAAGUGCGUUGAGGAUAUUCUGCAGCAUAGGAAAUGUUCUGUGCUUCCUUUUAAAGAAGAUUCCCCUAAAACACCAUUUGCGGAUAUUCCAUCGCUCCAAGUCGAAGAUAACCAGAGCCCAAUUUUGCAAGAGUUUCAAGGAAAAGAGCAUUUAAAAUAUGUUUUUAAUUUAGCCACUAGCACACCCAUGCAAAAAGGAAAUGAAAUUAAUUCGUUUGAAAAAAGUAGGGAGCCCCUAACACCUGUUGAUCUAUGUUCUAUGAUAAAAAAUAAAAGUAUUAUCAAAAAAACGGAUUCCAUCAAAUCUCAGCACUCUUCUAAGAGAAGAGUUACUUUUGGUCAAACACCCAAACACAAUUCUGAAGAGACAAAAUCAGGACUCAUAUCGGGAAGUCCAAAUACAAGUAGUAAUCAAUCACAUUUUAUACCAAUUGAUUCAAGCGCCAAACAUAUUCAACUAGAAAAUGCCGAACAGUUAGAUAAUAGCCAGGAUAUUUUAACGCCAAGUAUUGUAAACGCAAAAAGCGAUUUAUUUUACAGUGCGAAAUCUGAGCAAUUUGUCAGUGUAGAAGGUUCCUCUAAAAUUAACAACAAACAGUCACAAAAUACUAAACUCGAAGGUUUUACACCAGUGGCUAUUCGAAAUUCACAAAAAAUGGUAAAGGGACAAAUUUCUAAGGAGUUUAAUAAUGAAAUAUCACCUGAAAUAAGUAAUAAUGGAACAUACACAAAAGGUGAAAACAACUUAAAUGAAAUGUCUAUGGUUCUGUGUACACCAGAGGUUUCUAAAACUAGAGGAAGCAUUCGAAAACAUCCAGAGAAGGACAUGUCUCCUAUAAUAGAAAACACCAAAGAAAUUACAGAUGUUUAUUCUGAGGAAGAUAUACAUAAGAAGCACAAUGCAGACAACCAUAAAAAAGCUUGUAUAGUUCUGAGUACACCUGAUUCCCAGCAAGAUAUUUAUGAGACUGAACAACAGCAUGCAGACAAUCUUAAAGGAACAUCCAUGGGUCUGUGUAAACCUCUUUCUGAUAAAAAUGUUUAUGAGACUGAAGAGCAGCAUGAAACUAUGUGGCUGAGUGCAACAAAUUUAGAACAAACCAGCAACUUAUCUGGACAAACUGACCAAAAAAAUAAAUCUGAAUUAAAUUUAGAAAAAGAAAAUAAUGUAAACAUGCAAUCGCCCUCAAGGCAAACUAAUAGAAGAGUCAGUAUUGUUAUGCCAAGUCCCAUCAUCAAGAGAACUAAUCUUCAGAUGAACUUUCAAUUUCCAGCACAUCUUUCAUCUACUCCCAUAGUGGCUAAUAGCGAAGUAAAAAUAAGGCAUACAAAAAUAGUUGAGGAGAUAUCAACCAAAGUUUUAUCAUGCCAAACUCCAUUUAAAACGCCACAGGGAAAGUUAUUUCAGAUUGUACAGAGAAAAAUGGGGGAAAGUUCUAAACUCGGUCGAAAUUUUGCUGCUUUACCAAUGAUCGAAUCAACUUCAACAAACGAAAUUGAUAAUUUUUCAACUAGUACAAACUUAGAUCACCACGAAAGCCAAGAAGAUGAUAUUUCAAACAUAAAACCUCAUACAGAAUCACAGAUAUCUGUUAGCUCCAUGACAGAAUCCAGUUUAUGGACAUCAAUGACAAAUAUAGUAAAAAGCGUUUUUGGUGGAUUUAAAAAUUCAAGUCAACAGGAUUUACAUCAAUCAAAUUCUGCUUCGUUUAAAAGACAACACUCUGAUUCCGAUUCUAACGAAGUUUUAGAAGAACCACGUCUAAAAAGGUUUAAGUUUAGUGAUAUUAAAUGUCGUAAGCCUAUAAGACAACUUUCUGGCAACGAAAUAGCACCUAGAGUGUCUGCUACACAAUCAGGUUUAGCUACCUUUAAAAUUGUUAAGUCCGUUAGUACAUUAUACGGGUGUGAAAGAAUUAGAAUUCAGUGCGAUAAGGCAACACAAACUGAUGAUUAUUUAAUGUAUGGUUGGUAUCCUAAAGUAUAAUUAUUAUAAUGUUUAUUUUUAGACCAUGCAUACAAAAUGUUUGUUACUGUACCGUAUAGCCUCGUUUAUAUUUUUGUAUAUGUACAAUUUUUUUAAAAUAAAAUACUGUGUCUUUUA